GAUCCCGUUGAGCCACAAUGGAGAUGUUUUCUUCCCGUGACCGUCCAGUGCCUGUCAGGUGAUUAACGCAGCUCCUCCUCCUGCUGCUGCUGCUGCUGCUGCGGUACAAACAGACCCAGGACAACUGCGUAUCAAGACAAGGGUUUUGUUCCUCUUUCUUAGGACAGAACCUACCAAGAUGGAUACCUCCAAACUUCCCAAGAUCCGGGAUGAGGAGCGAGAGAGCGAGUUUGGAUUUGUCCACGGGGUUUCUGGACCAGUGGUGACAGCCACUGCCAUGGCAGGAGCAGCCAUGUACGAGCUGGUUCGUGUCGGUCACAGUGAGCUGGUGGGAGAAAUCAUCCGUUUAGAGGGAGACAUGGCAACUAUCCAGGUCUAUGAGGAGACGUCCGGUGUGUCUGUUGGUGACCCCGUCCUUCGAACGGGAAAACCCCUCUCUGUGGAGUUGGGACCAGGAAUCAUGGGCUCCAUCUUUGAUGGUAUCCAGCGGCCGCUAAAAGACAUCAAUGACAUCACUCAAAGUAUCUAUAUCCCGAGAGGAGUAAACAUUGGUGCUCUUAACAGAGAUAUCAAGUGGGAAUUCUCCCCAGGCCAGAGUCUUCGGGUUGGCAGUCACGUGACCGGCGGCGAUAUGUACGGCAUGGUCUUUGAAAACUCCUUAAUCAAGCACAAGCUGAUGCUUCCACCUCGCAACAGGGGCACCGUUACCUACCUGGCCCCACCCGGAAACUACGACAUUUCCGAUGUGGUUCUGGAGCUCGAGUUUGAAAGUGUGAAGGAGAAGUUCACUAUGAUGCAGGUGUGGCCAGUGCGACAAGUCCGCCCAGUCACAGAGAAACUACCUGCUAAUCACCCGCUGCUGACUGGUCAGAGAGUUCUGGACGCACUCUUCCCUUGCGUGCAGGGCGGCACCACCGCCAUACCAGGAGCCUUCGGAUGCGGAAAGACGGUGAUCUCUCAGUCCUUGUCCAAGUAUUCAAACAGUGACGUCAUUGUCUACGUUGGUUGCGGGGAGCGUGGAAACGAAAUGUCUGAAGUGCUGCGGGAUUUCCCUGAGCUCACCAUGGAAGUCGAUGGUAAGGUUGAGAGCAUCAUGAAGAGAACAGCACUGGUCGCCAACACAUCCAACAUGCCUGUGGCUGCCAGAGAAGCUUCUAUUUAUACAGGUAUCACACUGUCCGAAUACUUCCGAGACAUGGGUUACAACGUGAGCAUGAUGGCUGACUCGACGUCUCGAUGGGCUGAAGCUCUGAGAGAAAUCUCUGGGAGACUGGCUGAAAUGCCUGCUGACAGCGGUUACCCUGCGUACCUGGGCGCCAGGCUCGCCUCCUUCUAUGAACGCGCCGGACGAGUGAAGUGCCUGGGAAAUCCAGAGAGAGAAGGCAGCGUCAGCAUCGUCGGAGCUGUGUCGCCCCCUGGUGGAGAUUUCUCAGACCCUGUCACUUCAGCCACAUUGGGAAUUGUUCAGGUGUUCUGGGGCUUGGACAAAAAGCUGGCGCAGAGAAAACACUUCCCCUCUGUUAACUGGCUGAUUAGCUACAGCAAGUACACACGAGCUCUGGAUGAAUAUUACGACAAACAUUUCCCUGAGUUCGUCCCUCUCCGUACAAAAUCCAAAGAGAUUCUGCAGGAGGAGGAGGACCUGGCCGAGAUCGUGCAGCUCGUAGGAAAGGCUUCUCUCGCUGAGACUGACAAGAUCACUCUAGAGGUUGCUAAGCUGAUUAAGGACGACUUCCUGCAACAGAAUGGUUAUACCCCCUAUGACAGGUUCUGCCCCUUCUACAAAACUGUGGGCAUCCUCUCCAACAUGAUCGCUUUCUACGACAUGGCCCGACACGCGGUGGAGACCACAGCGCAGAGUGACAACAAAAUCACGUGGGCCAUGAUCAGGGAGCACAUGGGAGAGAUCCUCUACAAAAUCAGCUCCAUGAAGUUCAAGGACCCUGUGAAGGAUGGCGAGGCUAAGAUCAAGGCCGACUACGCCCAGCUGCUGGAGGACAUGCAGAACGCCUUCCGGACCCUGGAGGAAUGAACGAGUUCCGUACCUCUUGUCUCCCCUCCCACAUAAUUCAAACCACAGUGCAGAUGAAACCUACCCAUGUUCUGGGUGUCUGCCUCUCUCGUGCAAACUUCUGUCUACCUUGGUGUUUACGUCCUUUUAAACAUUCCAUGACCUGGACAAAUUUGUGAUUUGUUUUUAGUUGAUUCUUGACUCAUCUACUUCAGAAACACAGCACUGGAAUCCCAACGGGAGCCCUGAAAUUAUGAUGAUUAAAAAGCACUUACACCAAUUUAAAUUGGGCCCCAGUCAGGUGCUGCACUUGCACUCAACUGCAACUUGCAACAAAGAGUGGAAAGGGACACCCCCCCCCCCCCCCCCCAGAUAUGACGGUGAUAAAUGCAAAUUAUUAACAGGAUCAUGCACAUGGGUAAAGGGACAGAUGCAGUGUGUCAUAUCAGGGGGGUUCAAAUCAUUCUUCCACCUCUUACCUCUUAAGUGUGAUUGUGAUGUUGUGGACUAUAUACUUGAUAUUAUGUACAAAAAAAUGUGAAUGGACGAGUCUGUUAGAGUUUAAUUUGUGUUGUGACAGGUGUCUUACUAUUACAAUCAUGGUACAUUACUGUUGUGUGGAAUAAAUGUUAAGAAAUGA
This is a messenger RNA of Scophthalmus maximus (turbot), 2651 nucleotides long. RefSeq names its product V-type proton ATPase catalytic subunit A. Gene Ontology annotation, biological process: ATP metabolic process; proton transmembrane transport. The transcript has 15 exons. Lineage: Eukaryota; Metazoa; Chordata; Actinopteri; Pleuronectiformes; Scophthalmidae. The record is from RefSeq and is a predicted model, not a curated record. Gene Ontology annotation, molecular function: ATP hydrolysis activity; proton-transporting ATPase activity, rotational mechanism; ATP binding. Gene Ontology annotation, cellular component: lysosomal membrane; proton-transporting V-type ATPase, V1 domain. The coding region runs from base 179 to 2032 and encodes 617 amino acids.